Daucus carota subsp. sativus is the source of this 1141-nucleotide messenger RNA. RefSeq names its product histone H1. NCBI's taxonomy places the organism in Eukaryota, Viridiplantae, Streptophyta, Magnoliopsida, Apiales, Apiaceae. The record is from RefSeq and is a predicted model, not a curated record. Gene Ontology annotation, biological process: chromosome condensation; negative regulation of DNA recombination; nucleosome assembly. Bases 84 to 986 code for a protein of 300 amino acids. The transcript has 2 exons. Gene Ontology annotation, molecular function: nucleosomal DNA binding; double-stranded DNA binding; structural constituent of chromatin. Gene Ontology annotation, cellular component: nucleus; nucleosome.
AACUGUCAUCGGAUCACCCACACACACCCCCUUCUCUCUCUAUAUCUAUAUUUUCUCUCUCUAUAUUGAAAUUUGUGGUUGAGAUGGCUGGCGUUGAGGAAGCGAUUGUUCCGAUGGAAGGCGUGGAGGAUGCCGUUCCGGUGACGGCGACGGAGGUGGCGGAGGAUGCGGCGCCGCCGGCGGAAGAGCCGCCGACGAAGAAAGGCAAGGUCGCGAAGGAGACCAAGCCGAAGAAGGCUGCUGCUCCCAGGAAGCCUAGAUCUGCUCCUGCUCAUCCUUCUUAUCUCGAGAUGAUUACCGAUGCGAUUACGAGUCUCAAGGAGAGGACCGGUUCGAGUCCGCAGGCAAUUCAGAAGUUUCUGGAAGCCAAGCACAAGCAGCUUCCAACUGUGUUCAGGAAAAUGCUUUCGUAUAAUUUGAAGAAGCUUGAGGCCGCUGGAAAGCUUGUUAAGAUCAAGGCUUCGUAUAAGUUGGCUCCUGCGAGAGCUUCUGCUCCUGCCAAGAAGAAGCCUGCUGCUCCGGCUAAGAAGAAGGCCGCUGCCGCGCCUGCUAAGAAGAAGGCUGCCGCCCCUGCCAAGAAGAAGGCAGCUGCCGCGCCGAAGAAGAAGGCGCCGGUUACCAAGGCUAAGGCUGCUGUCAAGCCCAAGGCCAAGCCUGUUGUGAAACCUAAGGCUAAGGCUGCUGUUAAGCCCAAAGCCAAGCCUGCUGCCAAGCCCAAGCCUGCUGCUAAGGCAAAGCCUGCUGCCAAGCCUAAGGCCAAGGCAAAGCCGGCUAAGGUUGCCAGGACCUCGACGAGAACGACGCCGGGGAAGAAGGCUCCAGCCAAGCCUGUUGCAGCUCCGGUUAAGAAAGCGGCUCCUGUUAAGAAGGCAGCGGCUCCUGUGAAGAAGGCUCCUGUGAAAAAGGCAGCGGCCCCAGCGAAGAAGGGGAAGAGUGUUAAGACGCCUGUGAAGAGAACAUCAGCAAGGAAGGCAGGGAAGAAAUGAGGAUUAUAGUUUUAAGAAUUAAUUUUUACAGUGAUCGGUAGUGGUUGGUUGGUUGUCUGUGUAGUAGAAAAGGCUAGAUUUUGUUUGGAGUCUAGUUUAAUGUAUAUUACUUUGGAGAAUUGAGAAUAUGAUUAAGAGUUUCACAGUGCUUAGAA